CACAGCCCUGCCUUGAGGGAAUAGCAGUGCGCUCAUUCAGGGGACGUGCUUGGAGUGGUCAAAUCAUGCUAAUCGUUUUGGAGAAAGACCGAGCCUUACACCCAAGAUGAAGACAGAGAGAGAGGCAUUCUCCAAAGCAUUAGCUGCCCCUUCGCUUUUGCUCAUCUGCUGUCUGCUUGUCACUUUCCAAGCAGGGGGAGUUGGGGCGGUAAACAUCACCACCCUGGGCGCCCUCAUCCGGGGCACGACGGGAGGAGAGGCCCUGCUGUCGGUCCGCUACGCCAGCGCCAGCCAGGACCCUCCCGUCAUCAAGUGGCAGCUGAAGAAGGACAAGCCCAUCACGGUGGUGCAGUCCAUCGGCACGGAGAUCAUCGGCAACCUGCGGCCCGAGUACCGCGACCGCAUCCUGGUGUUCGAGAAUGGCACGCUCCUCCUGCAUAACCUGAGGCUGUCCGACGAGGGAACCUACGAGGUGGAGAUCUCCAUCACGGACGACACUUUCACCGGAGAGGGGAGCAUCGACCUCACGGUGGACGAGCCGAUCUCCAGGCCCUAUGUACACGUGGAAUCCUCCACUGUUCUGGAGUUGACAGAACAAUUCACGCUCAACUGCAGCCAUGAUACAGGCACCAAAACUAUUUACAGCUGGUUCAAAGGGGACAAACCACUUUCCAAUGAGACACGCCUUGUGCUGUCACCUGACCAGAAGAUCCUGACCAUCACCCGGGUGCUGAUGGCGGAUGAUGACAUCUACAGUUGCCAUGUUGAGAAUCCUCUUGGCAGCAUGAGAAGCAUGCCAAUCAAACUCACAGUCUAUAAAAGGAGUUCCCUCUACAUAAUUCUGUCCACAGGGGGGAUUUUUCUCCUCAUAACCCUUGUGACUGUGUGUGCCUGCUGGAAGCCUACCAAAUCUGAACGAAAAAGAAAAAAAAUGAAGAAAAGGGCACAGGACCAUGAGAACCAUCUUAUUGAUCAUGAUGAAGACAAGACUGAAAAUGAGAUCAUUCCGAAAAAAAUAACCAAUCAUGAGCGCAGAAACCCAGUGGCACUCUACAUCCUGAAAGAGAAGGAUUCCGUUACCGGUGAUCCAGGGUCUACAUGCACAGCCUGUACCUCCAAUGGAAGCCCCUCCAGCUACAACGGCUCGGGGCCUCCCAUCUCCCGUUCUCCAGAGCGCCCAGCCCGCUCCUCUCGCAGUUACCCCCGCACCCCGACUAACUCGCCCCCCGCGCAUCACCGCAAGAGGCAGGGCCAGAGCCCCCCUGCAGCCGCCCCCUCCCCUGCACGGAGCCGCAGCUCCAGUCGCUCCCAGAGGAGGCCUCCUGCUUCCCACCAGCCCGAGGAUAACGCCGAACCUGCAUCAGAGCCCAACACCUCCACAACCACCUGAAUGGCCACAGUCUGGUCCACGUCAUGCUGCUGGGGAACUACUUCAACAUAUCUCAACAGGAAGCUGUACAAAGUGUUUUUUUUAUUUAUGUAUAUAGGUGUUUUGCUGUGAGCGCAGUUUGAUUUCACUUCUGCCAACAUCAAAUUAAAAUACUGCAUUGUGGAAAGAAAGACUAUGAUGAAGGGGUUAAAGACUUUACAUGACAAAAUUCUACAUAUAAAUGUUAUUAUGAAAGAAUUCAUAUGCAACAACUUGAGCUCAUGUGAUGGCAUUUACAGUAAUGUUUCUAUGAGCACAACCAGACAUGCACAUGUUUAGGCUACUGUCAAAAUAUUUGAGACUGCUGUUGUAAUGUUCAUCUGGAAACAUUAAGCAAUCUGAAGGGAUUCUGACUGUGAUUCUAAAGGAGGUAAUCAUAUGAAUUAAAGAAGGUCUGUUAUUAAGCUGAAGCAACAUUGUUAAAAAAAAGUUGCCCCAUGUAUCAGCACCUUUAGACAGCACCAAAUACAAUUUAUAAGAACAAAAGACCAGAUGAAGAAUACAUGAUAGCAGUUCUGUUAUUUCUGUGCCAGGUCCCUUCCAGAGGCUUGUCCACAUUAUGUGUGAAAAUGUCAUGUUCAGCCAUGUAGGCUACAGAGUGGAGAUACACAGAUUACAGUAUUUUCCUCUCUGUAAGCACAUGUAUUUAAAGCAUAUGUAAAAUAUGAUUAUAUAUAUAUGAUUAUAUAUGUACAUACUCAUAUUGUCUUGGAUUUCUUUAUAUUUUAUUAUAUUAAUACUGGUUUGUUCUAUUAUUUUACACAAAUAAUAGCCGCUUUCUUCAUGUUUGCGAAGAUUGUGUCUCUUUCCAUUAGUUACAGUGCAUACUGUUCUUCUCACACAGAGAGAAUGUGUUUGCUGAUUCACACAAAAGAGUGAGUAGGUUCUUUGUUCUGGCUGGACACAGAUUUUGAGUGCAGGCAUUGUCAAGAAAGCCUGCAAUUCUUCUCGAAAUUCAUGCAUAUACAUUAAUGUACAAGACAGAGCCGGAGACACUAAGGAAUAGUACUGGACUUGCACACAGGAACAACAUGUCUGAACAACAAUCUGUGGGCUGGCCACAUGUACACUGUGUACCAAAUCGUAGGAGAAAUCCUCACAGACACCAUUUGCACAUUGUGUAUUUGCACAAGACAAACAUCAGACAAAGUGACAUGGCCAAACUUGAGGAAAUCACAAAAUGCUAUAUUAUUCUUUAUUUAGAUAUGGUUACUAUUUGAAAACUUUAAAAUGUGCAAGGUGACCACUCCCAAAGGCAAGGUCAGCAAAUAGCUGGGUGACUUAAGUAAUCUUUUCUCCAUAAAAAUAAAUUGUUGUGU
Molecule: messenger RNA, 2748 nt
Organism: Alosa sapidissima (American shad)
Lineage: Eukaryota; Metazoa; Chordata; Actinopteri; Clupeiformes; Clupeidae
Gene: hepacamb
Product: hepatic and glial cell adhesion molecule b
Exons: 7
Coding region: 107-1390 (427 amino acids)
Source: RefSeq, a predicted model, not a curated record